CCCGUGAGUGAAUGUUCCCCGUUCGCCGUAGUGAGGCUGUCCCGCGCUCCUGCUUUUGCGGUCACACCCAUCCGAGUCAGUCUCGGCUGGCCAGUGACAGUCAUCUUUUGGGCAGUGCUUACGCCAUGCCUCGCCGACAGAGAAAAUGGGAGGUGUUUCCCGGCAAAAAUCAGUUCCUGUGCGGCGGCCGCAUUAUCAUGGCCCGCCAAGCCGGCAUUUUCUACCUCACCGUUUUUCUGAUCGUGGUGACGGCCAGUUUGUUCUUCGUGUUCGACUGCCCGUACUUGACCGUUAAAAUCAGCCCGCUUGUGCCCGUGGUGGGUGCCAUUCUGUUCAUCUUUACCCUAUCUAAUCUCUUCAUGACGAGUUUCUCCGAUCCAGGAAUUAUUCCACGAGCCACACGUGAAGAGGCUUGGGACACGGAGCGUCAGAUUGAGAUCCAACCCAACGGGAAUGGAACGGCUUACCGACCUCCGCCUCGGACGCGAGAAACAAUUGUGAAUAAUCAGACUGUCAAAUUGAAGUACUGCUUCUCGUGCAAGAUAUUUCGGCCUCCGCGGGCCUCGCAUUGCUCGAUCUGUGACAACUGCGUGGAGCGCUUUGACCACCACUGCCCAUGGGUGGGCAAUUGUGUGGGUAAACGCAACUAUCGCUACUUCUAUUUGUUCCUGGUCUCUUUGGCGUUCCUCUGCAUUUUCCUCUUCGGCUGUGCCGUGUCCCAUUUGGUUCUCUUGGCCAAAGAAGAGGACACCUACGCCAAAAAGGGUACCUUCAUUCAAGCUAUCCGGGACUCCCCGUCGAGUAUUGUGGUUGUCGUGAUUUGCUUCUUCUCCGUGUGGAGCAUCAUCGGUCUGGCCGGAUUCCACACCUACCUCACCUCCACCAAUCUGACCACCAACGAGGACAUCAAGGGCGCUUACUCGAGCAAGCGCAAUCACGACAACUUCAAUCCAUUCAGUCGCGGCGGAUUGGUGCAGAACUGCUUGGACGUGCUCUGCUCGCCCAUGAAUCCGAGUCUGAUCGACGCCACGGGCAUUGUCACCGAGCAGUAUCUCAUCUCGAACUCCCACGUUGAUGUGGAUAAUCAUCAGAACGCGCAACACUACGGAACGACCCUCCUUCACGGCGAGGGAUCCACUUAUCCACAACAACAGCAACCUUCGGCGGCCAGACCUUCACAUAAUGGGGUGUAUCAGCAACAACAUCCGGCCUCACUGCAGAAUUUAAAAUCCCCCGAUGAGGAUGAUGGUGAUGACAUGGAGCUCCCGCCCCCGCCUUCCAAUAUGGGACCGCCUCGACAUCAGAUCGAGAUUGACUUGCAGCAACGCACAAUGAUCGACUCGGCACUCGAUUUGGACAGUCUGGAUGGGGUCCCGGAUGACACUGGGAGCACGGUGGCGUCGGGAAGCCAAGUGGGACUGAUCAACAACGGCAGUGGAGAAUCGGAUCACCAUCGCUAUUCGCGACAUCAACGGGAGGCCGAGGGUACGGUCUAGCCCAGGCUGACAAGUGAGUGCGUACAAAUUGACCAAGACCAUGACGAUUCCAUUUGGACACCCGAGUGACCGGACGAGACCGCCUACCCCCAAGCAAUGGGGGGGGGAUGUCAGUUCGAGCAUGUGCAUUUAAGGAUUCGUUCAUUACGUGACAUUGUGCGCCAUCAUCCCUUGGAAACAGACUCAAAACGACCAAGUGCGGUGGUUACGUUUCAAAUGAGAAGAUGCUAGUGGUUGUUGGAAUUACUCGAGAACCGCUUUGAGUUCGCCUCCUACUUCUUUGCCUAAGAUUUUGCUUCAUCAUCUUGCAAUUCUUGAUUCAAUGUGAUCUAAAACGACUUCUUGAUAUUUACAAUAAAUGCCUUUUGCCUUAGGAGCGAAGGGUGUUGAUCGAGGCAA
Messenger RNA from Tigriopus californicus, 1895 nucleotides. RefSeq names its product palmitoyltransferase ZDHHC18-B-like (gene app). The transcript has 2 exons. Gene Ontology annotation, biological process: protein targeting to membrane; peptidyl-L-cysteine S-palmitoylation. Bases 12 to 1496 code for a protein of 494 amino acids. The record is from RefSeq and is a predicted model, not a curated record. Gene Ontology annotation, cellular component: Golgi apparatus; endoplasmic reticulum. Lineage: Eukaryota; Metazoa; Arthropoda; Copepoda; Harpacticoida; Harpacticidae. Gene Ontology annotation, molecular function: protein-cysteine S-palmitoyltransferase activity.